Scylla paramamosain (green mud crab) is the source of this 9195-nucleotide messenger RNA. It is a transcript of the gene Asap, whose product is annotated as arf-GAP with SH3 domain, ANK repeat and PH domain-containing protein 1-like. Gene Ontology annotation, molecular function: GTPase activator activity; protein binding. The transcript is spliced from 21 exons. Lineage: Eukaryota; Metazoa; Arthropoda; Malacostraca; Decapoda; Portunidae. Gene Ontology annotation, cellular component: cytoplasm. The record is from RefSeq and is a predicted model, not a curated record. Bases 16 to 3138 code for a protein of 1040 amino acids. Gene Ontology annotation, biological process: positive regulation of GTPase activity.
ACCGCACACCACGGUAUGCUUGGCGCUACAACAUUGGUUUCCAUACGUAGUUCUCCUGACCAAUACAACUUUAAAUACCAAUUAUACAGUUUUGUGGCUCGUCUCAGAUUGGCGCCACACACACACACACACACACACCAGGGCAGUGAAGCGAAUGGAAGUGCAUUCACCACACCCCGCCACCACACACUACAGUAUCCUUGGCACCCCGCGCCGCCCCGCCCAGCAGCGGCUAAGGGCUUGGACCGGGACCGCGAGGGACUGGCCAAGAUGAAGAAAGUUGUCAAGGCCAUGCACUCCACAGGUCAAGACUUUGUGGCGUCAGAAGUAGACAUGAGUGACGCUCUUCGUAAGUUGGGGGACACAGGCGGGCGGCCCGAAGACAAGGCGCUGAGCGAGGCUUUUCACAAGUUUGCAGUCGUCAUCCGGGAACACUCACAGCUCCUGCAGCAGCUGAUCACCAAUCAGAAGAACAAUCUGCUGCCACCCCUGAGCAGUGUUCUGAAGGGAGACCUGAAAGGAGUCAAGGGGGACCUCAAACAGCCCUUUGAAAAGGCUGCAAAAGUUUAUGAUACCAGAUUCUCAAAAAUUGAGAAAGAUAUGAAGCAACAAGCAAAGGAGGCUGGGUUCUUCAAACAUGAAGUCGACGCCGCAGAAAUUGCUGAAGAAAUGAGUAAAGAAAGAAAAAUGUUCCAGCUUCAGAUGUGUGAUUACUUAAUAAAAGUGAAUGAAAUAAAAACCAAGAAGGGAGUUGAAUUUCUACAAAAACUGGUGGAGUACUACCAUGCAUAUUGCAAGUACUUUGAGGAGGGCAUGAAAACCUGGGCAUACUUUGGGUCCUACGUCAGUGAGCUCAGUGAAAAGCUGCGUGACAUGAGGCACAGACAAGAGGAGGAGAAGCGACACUUGCUGGACACAAGGAAAAUGAUCAGCAACUCACUAAAUGCUGAAGUCAAACCAGAAGCUGGAGUGGCACCACCAGUGUAUCACCUACACAGAGCUCAGGGCAACAAGAUUCAUGGCACCACAAAAAGCGGCUACUUAUCCAAGAAAUCUGAAGGAAAAAUGCGAAAAGUAUGGCAGAGGAGGAGAUGUGAUAUACGUGACAGUGUUCUAUUCAUCCGACAUUCAGAUGAGACCAAACCUCCAGUCACGGUGCCACUGCUUACAUGCCAAGUUAAGCGUGUUGGAGAUGACGGCAGAUAUUUUGACUUGGUGUCAUAUAACAGAACCUAUCACCUAAUGGCUGAAGAUGAGGUAGAGGCAGAUGCUUGGGUGUCUGUUCUUCUAAAUAGUAAAGAAGGUGCUCUCCAGAAAGCGCUCUGUGAUGACACUCCUGGUCCCUCUCCGCCUGACUCGGGAUUCAGAGAACUACAACAGAGAAUCAUAUCUUAUGUCCGAGGGUUACCUGGUAACACUCUCUGCUGCGACUGUGGAGGAACCAAUGAUGUGACAUGGCUUUCCACAAAUUAUGGUGUCAUGGUGUGCAUAGAAUGUUCUGGAAUUCACCGAGAUCUUGGGGUUCACAUUUCCAGAAUACAAAGUCUUACCCUCGACAAGGUUGGGACAGCACAGCUGCUGCUUGCCCGCCACAUGACCAACAAGUCCUUCAAUGAGGUGACAGAGGCAACAGCGCCCAGGAAACCGGAGCCCACCAGUACAAUUGACUCACGAGAAGAUUGGCUAAGAAGGUGGGACGAGAGGCGAGAAUUUAUUCAAUCCAAAUAUGUUCGUCGAGCAUUUGUGCAGCCAACCACUGCCACUCCUGAGGAGCUGCAGGACCAGCUGCGGGAAGUCAUCAUUAACAAUGACCUUUCUGGUCUGCUUCGAGUAUAUUUCCAGGGUGGGGAUUUAGGAUUGCCACUGACAGCACUGAAGGAAUGUGCUCUUCAUGUAGCAAUAUUCCAAGAAAACGGCACCUCACUCCCACUGGUGGACUUCCUGGUUCAGAACAGCCGCUCCCUGGACCGGCAGACAGUGGAGGGCAACACUCCGCUGCACUACUGUGUCAUCCACAACAAGCCAGAGUGCAUGAGGCUGCUGCUCAGGGUGGGAGCAAACCCAAGCAUAGAGAACAACAAUGGCAAGACCCCUCUGGACAUUGCCAAUGAACGGAAUUGCAGGCUGCUGGAAGACAUGCUGAACCAGGCCCAACAGCAGAGGAAAUCAAUGUUUGAGAAUGUGGAGUAUGAAUGGAAUCUCUCCGAUGAUAAUUGCACUGACAUGUCAGAUGAUGAGGAAAUCAUCAAGCCCAAUGGCAUGGCUACACCAGAGAAGGUGGGGAGGAGUCGGCUAGUCAGUCUGCCGGGCUCUGGGUCACCCAUCUGUCAGCAUGGUAGUGACCACCACACCAGCUCAGAGGACCACAGCCACAGCGAGUACCGCUCUCGCUGCUACCGGGCCCAGCCUCCCCCUCCUCCCCCUGUCUCCUCUAAUCCUACAUUGCCACGCUCUAUGACAGAGAAGAGACCAGCACCUAAACCCCCAGCUGGUGUAUCCCACAACUCCUCUUUCUACCUCCCACAUUACUCCAGCCAUUCCCGCACGCCUUCUGACCCCAUGUUGGGCCCCCCUACCUACCACCCAGGCCUCACUCACAACAACAAUAAUGGUGGUGGGGGAGGUAGCCUUGGAGGGAUAGGCCACAAGAGGAGUCCAUCAACUGAUUCUAGUAAUAGUGUGUUCUUCCCUCAACCUUCCUCUUCUUCCAACAACACCACUACUUCUUCUGGGACAACACGCUUCUCUCUCUCACAUAACUUGCCCCCUGAAGCUACAUCAGGCAGUGCAAGUGAUGGCCGGCCGCUGGACACAGACACUUCCCCAUCAUCCUCACCUCAGGAGUCUCCCAACACCUUCAUCAAUGGACGCUCUACUGAGUCUCUCUCCUCUCUUGUAUCAGAUGACCCCCAGCCACCUCCCAGAAGGAGAAUGGGUUCACUUCGCCAUCGUAGGUGCCAAGCAUUGUAUGACUGUGAUGCCGACUUAGACGAUGAGUUAAGCUUUAAAGAAGGUGAAAUUAUCAUUGUACUUCAAGCAGAAACAGAAGAUGGUGACUGGAUGGAAGGAGAGAUUGAAGGCGACCCCAAACGUAGAGGGAAAGUCCCCAUCAACUUUGUACACAUGUUGACAGAUUAGCAGGAAGCUCAACACUUAGUAUGAACUGCAUGUAUUUGGCUUACCUAUAAAUCAGUAUUCAACAGUGAGUAUGAGUAUAGUCUGACUGUGAAUUUGUUUUAAUGUUGCUAUCGAAAGGAAAGUGCAUAUUUGUGAUUAAUCACAUGCUGGUAUACAAUUGGUUGACUGUAUCGACAACUGUGUCAUCAAUUAGGUAUGUUUAUAUUUAGUUAAGUGGGUAGUUUUGUUAGCUUUUUAUCCAUUUUUGAAAAUGAAAACACCUCAUUAUAAGACCAUAAUUAAUAUAAAGGACUCAACAGAAGUGCUUAAAUUAUAUGAACAGUAACUACAUACAGAAAGUAUAUUGUCAGAGAUCAGUUGUACUUUGUGUUCCUUUCAUUAGGUUUAUGAGGAACUUCAGGUGGUGUAAAGUGGAAUUAAGACACAAAGAGGAUAAAACUACUCUGGAAUAGGAAGCUCAAAUUUGAGGCCAUGCUCACUGAUAGUAAUUCUGCUCAUAACAGCACCAAAUAAUUCUUUCCUGAGGGAUAUAAUGUGGAUCAGAUUUAGCUCCUGCUCUCCUGUUAGGCAGCAGAACACAGGCCAGUGAAAGACUGAGGGAUCUCCACUACUCUUACAUCACUCAUGAAAAUGUAUCUCAAGUUUGUCUGAUCACAUCUGUGUCCUCUCCUUAUCAUCUCAGAACUUAAUGUACAUGAAAAUAUGAACCAUAUAUCAAACUGUGAACUUAAUGAUCAGUGAAGGAAGAUAUUUUAAAGUUAAACAAUGAAGAUGUUGACUUUUGGCAUGGUUGAAACCUUAUUGUUAACAGUAUUUGUCUAUCCUGAUCUAACUUUCUGUAAUUUAUGACUACAUUGUUACAAUUAUAUAAUGAAAUGUUGAUGAUAACUUAGUGACAGGAAAAUAUAAUGUUCUGAGUGCAUGACCAUGACUACAUAACCUUAGAAGACAAUGUGACAUUGAGCUACAGUCUGAGGUUUAUUGAUCCUUUGACUCCAGGAUUCUUGUAUGAGUUUCUAUGAGUUUUGCUGAAUUAUGCCAAGUGAUCUGCAAACAUUAAGGAUACUUAGCCAGGCAGCAUAAUCUGUAGGGUCUCUGACAGUGGAAGUUUGUCAGCAUGCAUACAUGUAGUAAGUGCCAACUGUAUUUUCCUGGUAACUUCAAACUGUAUUAUGACAUUCUGCCAAGUAAUUUUCAUUUAUUUAUUUAUUUUUUUUAUAUCAUUACUAUCUCUGUAUUUUUCUCCUCAUUGAUUCCCUUCCCCAUCACUGCAAGAGGAUGACAUCCAGUGAAGUGGGAGGACAGAAUGCUGGAAUGUGUGAUGUGUAAGAGAGAGAAUUUGAACAUGCAAGGAAGGAAUGCAAGGACAGAAAUAAGUGAUGAUUCUUCUGUUGAAACUUUCCAAUCAGGGAAGUUCUUAGGAAUAAACUUUAGAUAUAGGAAGAUAGAUGUGUUAUAGUCAUUAUCAUCAUUAUCAUUACCAUAGUCUUUAUCUUUGCUGUCAUCAUUGUAAUCAUCAAAAUCAUUAUCAUCAUUGUCAUCAUCCUCAUCAUCCUAAAUGUUUUUUCCUCUUCCUAGCAAAUCCUUCCAAAGGAGGACCCUGGCAGAGCUGUCCCAGUUAAACACACACACACACACACACACACACACACACACACACACACACACACUGACAUCAAGAGGGAAUCAAGAGAGCAUGGAAGGAAACUUUUCUGUAUGUUACAGCUAGGUGAAUACACACACACACACACACACACUCAGUUUUCUCAUGUAUACAGCAUCACACUUCUCCCUUCCAUCUUUUCUUUUAUGUACUAAUCUGUUGUCUUCCACAGCAAAAGAAGUCUUCCUCUCAUGUGUAUCCAUUAUUUAAUUUUUCACACCAUCUUGAGAUGUGUGUCAUCAUCCAUGCUCUGUUUAUGCCUGUACCAUGUGAAGGCAUGCUGCAUCUCCUUGGUAAUUCAGCAGCUUCUCCGACCAGUUGGCACUUGCUGCAUAUUGAAGAACCCUACAGCAAGAGCUUCAUUGCAUGUGUUUAUAGGUCAUCUUCUCUUGUUUGUUUACAGUAAUUCAGUGAUUGUGUUGUGAUGGUCUGCUAUGGAGCAUAUAGAAAUGCAGAGAAAUUUUACCUGAAGUGCAGGAUAAAUUAGGCAUGUGGGAAUCAAACUUCUGCCAGGACACUCACAGAAAUGCAAAUCCAACACCCUACCAAUGAAGUCUAGAUGAUCACCAAGGCUUGAGUGGAUUCUGGUCAGCUUUGACUGUCCUGUUACUACACUUCUUCUAUGCCUGCACAAUAUAUCUCUGUUAACAAACUAUAAGAAGUUUAUAAACCACUAGAAUGGAUGUACAAGUAGCAACACUUUCUUUUGCUUGUGCUUGUACUCAGUAAGAUUUUCUCAUGUAUUAUAGGGGAGGGUAACUGCUGUGCUUUGCUCAAAAUAUUCUUUUAAUUGAUAUUCUCCUAUUUCCUUCUUUUCUUUUCACUCAUGUGGAGAAGUAUCAACCAUUAAAUAUGAAGUUGGAGAAAGGGAUUGUAUAGACAUGUACAGUGAUGGUCAGGAGUUGAAUAACUUGCUGUACCAUGGUUGUGUUGUGCAUUUUCCCUUGAUCUUAGGGCCUCUGACCUGCUGACUGUUUCCUUAUAAAACCUGACAGAGGAUAGAUUCUUGGCAGAUCAGAGGAGUGAAGAUUGAGGAAAAACUAAGCACAAGAUGAAGGUGUGGUAUGUUAUUCAACCUGAGACCAUGACUAUACAGAAAAUGGAUGUAGACAGACUGCUCAAGAAAGUUUCUAGAAGUGUAGUGAUACAUAAAAGUGAGAUAUAUUUUGAUGCCUGAGAAGAAAGUUGAACUUAACGUUAAACAAGUAUACUAGGUUUCAUCACAAAUUUAUAAUGUUGAAUGCUAGACAGUGUACUGCAUAUCCUUAAGAAAAUACAUUUGCUUUCUUUGGAAUGUAUCAAAGAAUGUGGGAAAAGGUGAUCAAAGUAGCUGUGAAAUUAGCAAACUUUCUGCUCCUUCUCUCUCUCUCUCUCUCUCUCUCUCUCUCUCUCUCUCUCUCUCUCUCUCUCUCUCUCUCUCUCUCUCUCUCUCUCUCUCUCUCUCUCUCUCUCUCUCUCUCUCUCUCUCUCAACUAUCCAUCUCCUUAAUCCUGCAGGUUAUGAAUCAUUACAUAUUUUAGAGAUAUGAGCAGCCAGUGAUGAGUUGGUAACUUAGAGAGUUGCUCCUCACACACUCAGCUUCUGAAGUGUCUCUGUGUGUGUGUUGUACUGGAGGUGAAGUUGUCAAGAUAUAUCAUGCUUGAGGUGUGCCAAUAUGUAUCUAAACAAAGGGAGCAGUUACAACAGUUAUUUCAGUAAACCAAAAAGACCAUGGUAUGAGUAGAAGUAAAUAAAAAGUGCAUAAUAUGAGCAUUGGUCUUGUGUAUAAGUAUGAAUAGUAUUAAAGCUUUUUUUUUAUUAUUAUUAUUAUUUCUUUCCCUCCUUGAAAGGGAGUGUGACUUUGUGUACAGAUUGAUAGGUAGGUUUUAGUUUUGAAAAAUGUGAUAAUUUUUAUUUUUACUAUAUUUAAGUCUUUGAUUGUGUAAGUUUACAUGAUGUACAAAUGCAUAAUUUGUCAAUUAUAAAAUGCUUUUACAGUUAUGCCCAAGAUAUAUGGAUGACAUAUGCCAUAUAGGCUUGUAUUAUUUCAUGCUUGAUUCAUUUUUUUCUUCUCUCGAAAAUUAAUGCACAUAUUUAGUCAAUGUGUUAGUUUUAUUAUUACUUGCAUACAUUCUUAUGUUGUCAUCUUUAUGUACUUGAUUUUAUUGGACAAAAUGCGAGUUUUCACUUCGGUGAUUGCUUUAGAAUUUAAAUUUAUAUUGUUACUUAUUUAUUUUAACAAAAUGCACUUGAAUAAGAUUUUCAUAACAUUAUAAAAUGUAGUAUCAUAAUUGUCUGAAGUGUCUCAUUAGUAAUAUGAACAUGAACAAAAACCAAACAUUGAUGAGAUGGUCUUACAUACACAUAAGCAACCACAACAGAAACACACAGGUCUCAAGGACUGGGUGAGGACUUGCUGCUUCUUUUGUACAUUCCAUGCACACUGACUCACUCUCUAUUGUGGGCCAGGGUGCCUCCCUCCACAGAGAGGAGUGAGAGAAGUGAACACAGGUUACAAAACACUGCUAUAAAACUUAUUGCUUGUGCUCUGGAAAAUAAGUUUAGCCAUUUAAAGAAUUUACUGCUCACAUAUACUUUGGAUGACUUAGUGUAAGUAUUACUGGAGCCUUACCUCACUACUGGAAUUUCAUUGUUUUCAGAUAUUUUGAUACCAAAUUUCUUUAAGCAACUGAUGUAAAAUUUCUUUAGUUACAAUAUGCACAGCUCUUAUUAGUCAUCCAAGACAGUUAAUUUUAGAUUCAUGUUUUCAGUUUUACAUCAAAUUUACAUUUUACCAUUCUGUGUUGAUUUGUUGCAUUGCGAAGUAAUGAUAGAAUCUGAACCAGAACCAAUGAAAAUAUGCAUACCGAAAAAAAAUAAUUCAUAAAAUUUCUGCUUUAUUAUUUUUACAAAGAGUAUGCCAUGAGUGAUGAGAAUUGAUGUGUACAGAUUGAUAGAUAGGUGUUCUAGUCAUGGUGAAGGUGUUAAGUGUUGUGUUGGAGGUACAUGUUACUGGGAAGACAAUGAUAUAAAGCUUUAGGUGGCAAUACUCUGAGCUCUGGUGACUGAUGAUGAUGAUGCACAAAUGCAGUAAUGUGUAUGAGCUGUGUAGGAGUGGCAUGAAAUUAUCUGAAUCAUCAACAUGAACAUUCCAAAACUAAAUUAUUAUAUUUUUCUAGAAAUAAAAUCUAAAAAGUUGAAUGAAUGCCACUGAAAUGGCAUCAGGUGAUGUACAGUAUGUAUUCUGCUCAUCAAAACAAAUGCAUUGGCAUCUUCGCUCCCAUUAUUAGUGGAAAGAUGUGGCAAAUGUACAAGUUCUUCUUUAUGAAUUAAAAAUGUAUUUUGAAGUGAAAUAGUUUGUGAUCACAGCAAGUAAGAAGUGAUUACAUUUUGAAAGUUUGUUUUUUGUACAGCUGUGAUUGAAAUUAUUUCAGAAAACAUUGAACUUUAUUUUCUCUUGAACUAAAGUCAUGUACUUACUAAGUUACUGAAGAAAUAUUGUCAGGCUAUCAUACUGACAUUUUCUUUAAUGUUAGGUAAAUCAAGAACAUGCAGUUGCUUGCAUAUCUUCUCUGAGAAGCACAACUUAGUUUAGUUCUGUAAAGAUACAAAAAGUCUUCCUUGUGAAAGGAAACGUACAAUGAUGUAUAUAUAUAUAUACAUAUAUAUAUAUAUAUUGAUGCAUAUUUUAACUUAUGUUCUGAAUGAACCUCAAUAUUCAACUUAAUGUUUGAUAAACCAUAAGUGGCUGGUCUCAGACAUUACUUUUGUGAAAGUUGUAUUAUAUCUAUUUUUUUCCAUUGUGAAGGCUCAUAUUAACCAGUAAUUAUGUGUGUAUAUAUAUAUAUGCGUAUGAUAAGUGUACUGUAUAAUGUUAAUUAAUGAAAGAUUAUUCAAAUUUCUAGUUGUUCUUUGUAUAUAUAUAUAUUGUAAAUAGUAUGCACACACACACACACACACACACACACACACACACACACAUGUAUACAUGUAUAUGCUUUGUGUGAUGAAUAUUGCCUCUUUCACUAUCUCAAAGACCAGCAUGAUUGUAAACAAACUGGAUGUAUUAUAGCUAAGAAUUAAUGACUUGUAAAUAUGUAUGAGGUAGCCAACAAGGACACAAAAUUAUCAUUUUGCCACCAGUCUGACUUGUCAAUAUUGUCAUUGGUUUAGGAAUGAGCAUCUAUAUUUUUCAAUUAAACAAGAGAAAAUUUCAUCUCUGAUAUUAGAGUUGAGACUAUUUGAAGGGAGUUGUUGACCCUUGUCCCCUCUGUGUGAAUUACCCCUAAGCAUGAAGGUGUAUAAUGAUGCUCGCUGGUAUGGAUAUCUCUGCUUACAUUGUAUUUGGCAAAUCACAGUUGUCUCUGUGGGUUUAUGUAGUAAAAAUUUUAAAAAGGAUAUCUUCAAAAUACAAA